UACUCGUACUCGGUUUAUUUCCUAACAAUAGACAGUUGGAGUUGUUUCAAGAAUACAAGAGAAGACUGUCGGCUUUGGUUGCAUUGAAGCAAGCUCAUCGACUGGUAAGCCAAGCACUCGUCCUUAUCACUGUCGGGGGUAACGAUUUCGUCAACAACUAUUACUUGGUCCCCUUCUCUGCAAGAUCCAGACAAUACAGUUUGCCUAAUUAUGUCCGGUUUCUUAUUUCCGAGUAUCAAAAACUCCUGAUGAAACUAUACAAACUAGGAGCACAAAGGGUUCUAGUGAAGGGCACUGGACCUUUGGGUUGUGUUCCGGUGGAACUUGUGACGAGAGGCAACAACGGCGGGUGCUCGCAGGAACUGCAACGCGCUGCUUCCUUGUGCAAUCCACAACUUGCUCAAAUGAUAAAUGAACUCAAUGCUGUAAUUGGAAAAGAUGUCUUCAUUAGUGCAAAUACUCAAAGAAUGCACAACUAUCUCGUUUCCGACCCCCAAGCCUUUGGAUUUACGACAUCGGAAACAGCCUGUUGUGGGCAAGGACCCUACAAUGGACUAGGUUUGUGCACUCGAUUAUCAAAUUUAUGUCCCAACAUAGAUGCCUAUGCGUUUUGGGAUCCAUUUCAUCCAUCGGAGAAGGCUAAUAGAUUGAUCGUGGAGCAGAUCAUGACUGGCUCUAAUCAAUACAUGCACCCCAUGAAUCUGAGCACUAUCAUGGCCUUUGAUUCCAUCAUCUGAUCACAUCAGCUCUUUUUUUUAUGAAAAAAUGUUAGGAGUGUUGUUCAAGAAUUUGUUUCUUCAACUGUCGUAAAAUUAAUGUUGUGUUUCAACUUCUUUUUGCCUUUUGUCUUGAAUAUUGUGAUGGAUUGUAAUGUUGGAAUUGGACAUGCCUUUGGAAUGAAUUGAUGAUUAGUAGUCAUUAGAUUUGAAAAUAAUUCAUGUAUU
Molecule: messenger RNA, 944 nt
Organism: Hibiscus syriacus
Lineage: Eukaryota; Viridiplantae; Streptophyta; Magnoliopsida; Malvales; Malvaceae
Product: GDSL esterase/lipase At5g33370-like
Exons: 3
Coding region: 249-737 (162 amino acids)
Molecular function (GO): hydrolase activity, acting on ester bonds
Source: RefSeq, a predicted model, not a curated record